AUGGCCCCGAAAAGGGGCGGCGGCAAUCGAGGAAAAUCGAACAACCAACCUCCCCAAGAAAUCUCCAUUGCUGAUUUCGUCGCCGGCGAUUCCAAAAAUGCGAAGGGCAAAGCUAAGGGAAAGACUGGGGGCGACCAGCCUGGGGAUGCUGCGGAGCAGCCAAAAAAGCCCACGGUUAAAGCCAUUAUAGGAGGGGCCUCCUGGACGGGAAAACUGCCAGUCAACAUGCUCUCUGAACACUGUCAGAAGCAGAAAUGGGAGAAACCAGAUUAUACAAUGUUCAAAUCCCCAGACGGUUUUAUAUCAAGCGUCAUUCUAAAGAAAGUCAACCCCAAGACCAAAGAGACCACCACGCUUCCUGCAAUGCGCCCACCUCCCGCCCACGCGAAACUAGCCGCUCAGCCCACUGCACUUGAGGCGCGGCACUUUGCGGCCGCCUACACGCUGUUUCGCGUGUGCAAUAUGCAGAAUCUACACAUGAUGAUGCCUCCAACCUACCGCGACUUGUGGAAAAAGGAAUUCGCUGAACUCAAGACGGAAGAUGUGAAAGACGGUAAAAAGUGGAUGUAUGAGGCCGAUCCCUUUGUUGCAUUGCAAGAACGUCAAAACUCCGCAGCCGAUGCUGCGAAACGGAAAUCGGAGCAAAAUAACAAGAGUAAGACGAAAGAAAAUGCGCCAUCGGUUCGAUUGGCUUCGGGCGGUGGGAACGAACAUGCACAUCGUAUUAAUUGGAAUAAAGCAAGUAGAAUUGAGAUGGGGGAGAAGAUACGGAGGAAGAUUGAAGAUCUCGUCCGCCAAAGUGCCCUCUGGAACCCAUAUAAUGUUCGCAUACCCGAUUCUGAAAGAGCAGGCUUGCUAGAAAAACUCAGCAGUUUAGGCUUUCGAAAAAUUCACGUUGAAGAAGCUCUGGAGGUGUGUAAGGAUGGGGAAGAGGCAUUAGAAUGGCUGCUGAUACAUGUUCCGGAAGACGACCUUCCGAAAUGGAGUCUGCCGGAAAGGUAUUCUGCUGGCAUAAGCCUUGCCAGUGGUGAUCUGGCUAGAGAAUCUAAAAUUAAACGGUUGGCCAUGGCUGGUUACUCUACUGAUCUGUGCGCCAAAGUUCUCAGUGAUAAUAAUGAUGAUGACCUUAAAGCCGCGGAAUGCCUUCAGGAUCUUUUAAUUGGUGAUUCUCUGCAAGCUAAUCCGCUAUCCGAUAGUGAGGGAGACAUAUGGGAGGAAGAAAGCCACACCCUGGAAGCAAUAUAUGGGGAUAGGUUUCAAAAACUGAGCAAAAGUCGGUGCGAGAUCGUAUCAGAUCAAUUACAUUCGCAGUAUGACGUAACCUAUCACUUUCAGAGGCCUGUUUCCUGGUCAUAUCCAGCUCGCCCCUUGAUUCUUUCCAUAUCAUCCAAGGGUAUACCGGCAUAUAUCCGGCUCAACGCGAUUAGGAAAGCUAUAGAGUACGCCAAUGACAAUCUACUUGGAGGCCCCAUGGUCUUUAAUCUGGUGGAUUGGUUGGACGAGAACAUCCCUUGCAUCCUGGAGAACCCCGGAAAACUUCGAGCGAUCUCGAUCGAAUCUCAAUCUGAAACGAUCAAUGAGUUCCCUGAUCUGACUGGUCCAAAUCGGGCCCGAAGAACCCCUCACCGGGUCGGAUCGAAAUCCAGAUCUACGGAGAACGCCGAAUUUCUUAGGCGAUGGGAAUCAAAGCAAGAAAGCCCCGAGCAAAAGAAAAUGAUUGGUGCCAGAAAAUGCCUUCCAGCUUGGAACACCCAAGCCGCAAUACUGGAAGCAGUAAAUGCUCAUCAAGUGACAAUCAUAUCUGGAGAAACUGGAAGCGGCAAAAGCACACAGUCGGUCCAGUUUCUACUUGACGACUUGAUAUGUCGAGGUCUUGGAUCGGUGGCCAACAUUGUCUGCACACAACCCAGGCGCAUCUCAGCGCUUGGCCUUGCUGACCGAGUCAGUGCCGAACGCUGCUCCACUGUUGGCGACGAGGUUGGAUAUAUCAUUCGGGGGGACAGCAAAUUUAGACAAGGUCUUACCAAGAUCACGUUCAUGACAACUGGUGUGUUGUUGCGGCGAAUGCAGGUGGGUGGCGAUAGUCUUGAAGAGUCUCUGGCCGACAUCACUCAUGUGGUGGUCGAUGAAGUGCAUGAGCGCAGUCUAGAUACGGAUAUCCUAUUGGCAGUUUUGAAAGAAGCACUGAAAUUUAGAAAGGAUCUCAAACUCAUACUUAUGAGUGCCACACUGGACUCGGAUCUUUUUGUACAGUACUUUGGCGGCGAGAGGCAGGUUGGCCGGGUGGAUAUUGCUGGGCGAACGUUUCCGGUUGAGGAUGUUUAUAUUGACCAAGUUAUGCAGUUAACGGGUUUUAACCCAGAAGGAGUGCCGACUAGCUGGGACGAAACUUCAUUCGCUGAGCCGGCCGACGCGUCUUUAGGGAAGUCCAUUCAAAGGCUUGGAAAGGGGAUCAAUUACGAUCUGAUUGCGGCUACCGUUCGUCACAUUGAUGCCCGUCUACAUGGCAAGCCAGGGGGCAUCUUGGUCUUCUUACCUGGUACAAUGGAGAUAGACCGUUGUCUGGGGGCUAUGAAAGACUUACCUUUCGCGCACCUGCUGCCCCUGCAUGCGUCUCUCACGCCGAAUGAGCAGAGAAAGGUAUUUUUAGCGGCUCCUAGUGGAAAACGAAAGGUAAUUGCGGCCACAAAUGUAGCCGAAACAUCGAUUACGAUUGAAGACGUUGUCGCGGUCAUCGACACUGGGCGAGUAAAGGAAACGCGGUACAGCGCGGCGGAUAAUAUUGUUCGUCUCGAGGAGACGUGGGCGUCUCAGGCGGCUUGCAAACAACGUCGAGGCCGAGCGGGACGGGUUACCAGUGGUACUUGCUACAAGCUGUACACUCGAAAUGCCGAAACGAAUAUGGCGGCUCGACCUGCACCCGAGAUCAAACGGGUUCCGUUGGAGCAGCUUUGCUUGUCCGUCAAGGCCAUGCGAGGGAUAGACGACGUUGCUGGGUUCCUCAUGACCACACUGACACCUCCCGAUACGGCGGCAGUACAUGGUGCUCUGGGCGUGCUGCAUCGCAUUGGCGCUCUGGAUAACAACCAAUUAACGGUGCUCGGCCGAUACCUCUCGAUAAUUCCAGCGGACCUGCGUUGUGCCAAGCUGAUGGUAUAUGGUGCGAUCUUCGGAUGUCUGGAAGCGUGCUUAUCGAUAGCCGCCAUCCUCACGGUGAAGAGCCCCUUUCUGUCGCCGAAGGACAAGCGGGAUGCAGCGCGGAGUGCAAGGGCCAGUUUUUCGACGGGAGACGGCGAUCUCCUGAUAGACUUGGCAGCAUACCAGCAGUGGCUGGAGCGGGGUAAGUCGCAGGGCUAUCGAAAGACGGCAUCGUGGUGCAGCGACAAUUUCCUCGCCCCGCAAACGUUGCGUGACAUCUCGUCGAACCGCGCGCAGCUGCUGAGUUCGCUGAAGGACGUGGGGAUUCUGCCGGUGGACUACCAGGACGGGGACGAAGGGUCGGAGCGGCGGUGGAACCGGCACAAGCAGAACACGCAGCUGCUCCGGGCGUUGAUUGCGGGGGCGUUCAAUCCUCAGGUUGUCUCGAUCCAGUUUCCGGACAAGAAAUUUGCCGCGUCGAUGACGGGCACGAUCGAGGUGGACCCGGAAGCGCGCACGAUCAAGUAUUUCAACGAGGAGAACGGGCGGGUGUUUGUGCACCCGAGCUCGGCGCUGUUCGACGCGCAAGGGUUCUCUGGGGCGGCGGCGUACGUGAGCUAUUUCUCGAAGCUGGCGACGAGCAAGGUGUUUAUCCGCGACCUGACCCCUUUCAAUGCAUACGCGCUCCUUCUGUUCGCCGGGCCCAUCACGCUGGACGGGCACGGGCGUGGGCUGGUGGUGGACGAGUGGCUGCCGCUCCGGGGCUGGGCGAGAAUCGGGGUGCUGGCGUCGCGGCUGCGGAUGAUGCUGGACCGGGCGCUUGCGCGGCGGCUGGAGCGACCGGCGCAGGAGCUGGGCGACGACGCGGUGGUGGAGGCGGUGCGGCACCUGGUGCUGCUCAACGGGCAGGACCAGUAG
Ophidiomyces ophidiicola is the source of this 4056-nucleotide messenger RNA. RefSeq names its product putative ATP-dependent RNA helicase ucp12 (gene ucp12). The transcript has 3 exons. The coding region runs from base 1 to 4056 and encodes 1351 amino acids. Gene Ontology annotation, cellular component: intracellular anatomical structure. The record is from RefSeq and is a predicted model, not a curated record. Lineage: Eukaryota; Fungi; Ascomycota; Eurotiomycetes; Onygenales; Onygenaceae. Gene Ontology annotation, molecular function: RNA binding; protein binding; ATP binding.